GGGGGGUUCACUUCCUUCCUGGAUCUGCACUCCUGUCUGCGGGGAAAAGGGUAUUUCACAAUUCUGCGCGAAAUUGGCCGCUGGCUUUGGGGAUCGAAAGCCUUGAAGUAACCCUAAGCGGAAGUCUGCGCUACUCGCGAAGCUGAUUCGGGGUCCCGCAUGAAGUCUUCUUGGCGAUCACAAUGCCCUUGGAGGUGACGUGGCCGUUCCCCCAACGCCCCUACUUGGGCUGGCGGCUCUCGAGCUCUCUGAUCAUGGGCAUGGUGGGGUCCUACAGCUACAUCUGGACUAAGUACAUGAACUAUCUGACUGUCGACAAUCAGAAUGUUCUUCACGAUCUGAUAGACAAUCGGCCGCAGAACACGCCUCUCAUCACCCUGUCAAAUCAUCAGUCCUGUAUGGAUGACCCACACAUCUGGGGAAUUUUGAAGCUCAGACACCUGUGGAGCUUUAACAAGAUGAGGUGGACUCCGGCCGCAUCCGAUAUUUGUUUCACCCGAGAGUUUCACUCCAGGUUCUUCAGCCGGGGGAAAUGCGUUCCUGUGUGUCGAGGUGAUGGUGUGUAUCAGAAGGGCAUGGACUUCAUCCUGGAGAAGCUGAACAGAGGGGAGUGGAUUCACAUAUUCCCAGAGGGAAAAGUAAACAUGACUCAGGAGUUCAUCAGGUUAAAAUGGGGGGUGGGGCGUCUGAUAGCCGACUGCGCCCUGAACCCCGUCAUCCUUCCGCUUUGGCAUGUAGGAAUGAAUGACGUCCUGCCCAAUGAAGCUCCAUAUAUUCCCAGGAUUGGACAGAAAAUUACGGUUUUGGUGGGGAAGCCAUUUACUGUCAAGCAUCUGGCCGAGAGAUUAAAGUCUGAGAACAAAAAUCAGGUGGAGAUCAGGAAAGCUCUGACUGACUUUAUCCAGGUGGAGUUUCAUGGGCUGAAAGCCCAGGCAGAGACCCUGCACCAGCGGAUUCAGAGUAGCAAGCGAUAGCCAUUCUUGGUUGAGCCUGGUCCGCCCCAAAUGUGAAGCAAGUGCCAUGCAGUGCCACUGCUGUACCUCAGAUGAUGCCCAAACUCCCGCCGUCAGAGACUGAAGUGCGGCGCUCACAACCUCACUUGGACCAGAGAUGUGUAACGUGUGGACACUCUUCUGCCUUUUAGGAAAUUUUACCAGUGACUAUAAAUAGAAAUGAUAAAUGGAAAUGAUUUUAAGGUGGGGGGAGGGAACAGCAGUGUACUUCAGGUAUCGUUGAGGUUUUUCAGAGUUUAUUUUCCUGUUUUUGCUAAACCUACUAUCUAAUAUUUUUAUGCCACAAAUCACCAUCAUAAAAUGUGACCUCAUUUCCUUUGUAAAAGGUUGCAGUGCUCACCUUUCUAUGUACUGCAUUUCUAACUGGAAAAAUUCCUAUAUGGACAAAACUUUGUAAAAAAUUUCCCAUAAUCUUUUGAUGCUAGUUCUUCAUUGAUUUCCCCGUAAUGCAGUAUCAGAAUGAGAUUCUAGCUUAAUAAUAUGAUUUAGCAAGUUGUGAUUUAAUAUGACUGUGCACUUAACACAUCGAGUCAUAAAUGUAAAAUAAUCAUAUAGGCAGGAUACACGUGCAUGUUGACUAGAAUUCUGGAUGUUUUACUGAUCCGUCUUGAAGUUUAUCGGCAAAAUAUAUUCAAGCUUUUUUACUGAAAUUAAGAAUAAAGUUUAGAAAACAUGGUGCCCACCUGAGGCCAUUAUGUCGCCAGGUUAGAAGUCAGGGCUUCUGCUUGCUAAAGUUUAAGAUGUGCCUCGCUGUGUUGUGUAAAACACCUUUAUUCUGAAAGCCAAAAGGUGACACCACUGCAAUUAAGAGGGCUGAAUGUUUUUAUUCAUCUAAAAUACAGAUAAUUUAAACGUGGCUGAUAUAGAUCUGGGUCUUCCAUUAAGGAAAAAAAAUCCAUCCGUCCAUCCAUUUUGUCCUGUUCAGGGUCGUGGGGGGUCCAGAACCCAUCCCAGAGGCUACAGGCUACAGGCAGGGAACAACCCAGGAUGGACUGCCAACACUUAGCAGGAAAAAAACAGUAAAUCACAACUCAUGAGUGCACUUAUUAAACUACACAAGGUUAUGAUAAAAGCUGGUGAUAUGCUGUGUGAAGGUUGCUUCCCUAAUAAUAUGAGAGGUGCCACAUAACAGGAUCUGUGAGCCUAGGAUUUAUUUUACGGUUUGGCAGCUGACAGGGAUGGAACCGUUUUUACCGUAUGAGAUGUCCUGUGGGACGCUAUGUAAUGUCAAGUAUGAGUAUUUCUUUGUCCAAUGUGUACCCGGUUAUUUUUCACUUCAUGCACUAUUUACUAUUUAAAUGACAAUUUCCGUGUAAUUUUGGUACUCUGAUAGGCAAUGACAUUGUAAAAUAUGAAAUUUAUAAUGUUGCCCUACUUUAAUGAAUUCCUUUUUUUUUUCUUGGUCAUUGCAUCGAAUCAGUGAAGUUUUGAAUUUUGUAUUACUAUUAAAACGGCAUGAUUUUGUCUA
Messenger RNA from Paramormyrops kingsleyae, 2481 nucleotides. It is a transcript of the gene tafazzin, whose product is annotated as tafazzin, phospholipid-lysophospholipid transacylase. Gene Ontology annotation, biological process: cardiolipin acyl-chain remodeling; inner mitochondrial membrane organization. Lineage: Eukaryota; Metazoa; Chordata; Actinopteri; Osteoglossiformes; Mormyridae. Gene Ontology annotation, molecular function: 1-acylglycerophosphocholine O-acyltransferase activity. Gene Ontology annotation, cellular component: mitochondrial membrane. The record is from RefSeq and is a predicted model, not a curated record.